AAACUGCAACUAACAAAACGUAUGAUUGAAAGAAGCAGCGCAAAAGCAGUUGUUCGAUACUGUUAAUUCAUUCCUUUCCGAGUAACAGCUCGCUUCUCCUCAAUCAAGCUUAGCAUCUCCUUUCUCCUCACUUUUCCAAUCGAAUCAAGUUGUGAAGAAAAAGAAAGAUAAAAAAAGCAAUCUCUAGAAUGGCAUAUGUCGACCACGCGUUCUCGAUUUCCGACGAGGACAUCAUGAUGGAAUCCUCAUACAGUUUCAAUAACAAGCCUCCCAUCAAGGAGAUCGCCCUCGCCCUGUCCCUCCUCAUCUUCGGCUUGCUCGGAAUCGUCCUAGGCUCCCUCAUGGCCGUCAAUGAAGUCGGCGGCGACCGCGCUCACGGGACUUUAUUCGCCAUACUAGGUGGAAUUUUAUUCCUUCCUGGAUUCUACUAUACACGGAUUGCAUACUAUGCGUACAAAGGUUAUAAAGGUUUCUCCUUUGCUAAUAUACCUCCUGUCUAGCUAUGUUUUGCCACUCCAUAACAAUGUACAGAUAUACCUCUCUGUUCUUCGUUGCUUCGCUGUUCUCUUCUGUAUCCAUUGUGUUUGUGUUUCUGUAAAUCGUGACAGUUUACAUGUACAAAUAAUCUAAUUUUUGCGUCUCGAUAGUUAA
Molecule: messenger RNA, 651 nt
Organism: Salvia hispanica
Lineage: Eukaryota; Viridiplantae; Streptophyta; Magnoliopsida; Lamiales; Lamiaceae
Cellular component (GO): endomembrane system
Source: RefSeq, a predicted model, not a curated record